Messenger RNA from Paracoccidioides brasiliensis Pb18, 2208 nucleotides. RefSeq lists its product as uncharacterized. The record is from RefSeq and is a predicted model, not a curated record. The transcript has 4 exons. Bases 1 to 2208 code for a protein of 735 amino acids.
AUGUAUUCCACCCAACAUCCCGUUUCCACUCCGAUGAACGGCAUGGGUUCCGAUCUUAUCGAUGGCUCCGGUACCAUCAACCCUGCUGCCUUAAAUACUCCUGUCACUCUUCCACAGACUUCUCCUGCUGCGCCUUCCAUCCCCUCCACCACAACCAGUGCCAAUAUCAACCCCAGCACAAGUCCAAGAGGGACAAAACGAAGCAGAUCGACAGAUCAGUAUAGCAAUCAGCCUGCGGAAGGUGAAAUGGAGGAUGUGCCAGAUGAUCAUGGUCGUCGCAAGCGAGGGCGCCCACCCAAGACGCCAAAAGUCGUGUCAUCCACAAAUCUCGCGGCUCUUCCACCGUCACAAAGACCCAAACAAUCCCCUUCCCAGUCACAUAGUUCCAUUCUCCCUCCUCAACCUAUUCUACAACAUACUACGGCCGCCCCACAGACUUCCCCAACCCCCAAAACAACACCCACAAAGUCACUCAUCAAGGCGCUUCCCACCGUCAGAGAUCACACCACUGACCAGCUAGGGGAGGAGUGUGAUGAAUACAUACCGAAGGAGUUUGAUGAGAGUGGUGAGAAAAAGGUCGACGCGUUGGGAUACCCACAGGACAAGCGCAAAUACAAGUGCAGGACAUUUUGUGUACCAAACCGCGGAAAGAAACUAUUCAUGCUGGCCACAGAAUGCGCUAGAGUGCUAGGAUAUCGAGAUUCUUAUCUUCUAUUCAACAAAAACAGAUCACUCUACAAAAUUAUUGCGAGCCAAGCGGAGAAGGAUUCCUUGAUCCAGCAGGACAUUUUGCCGUACUCCUAUCGCUCUCGACAGAUCGCGAUUGUAACGGCGAGGUCCAUGUUCCGUCAGUUUGGGAGCAGAGUGAUUGUUGAUGGACGACGUGUUCGGGAUGACUACUGGGAAAGCAAGGCGCGAAAGCAGGGCUUCACUGAGGAAGAUAUGGCGGGUGAGAAACGACCUGGAGCGGCCAAGGCUAGAGAUGCUGCUGCGGCGGCGGCGGAAGCUGCAAAUGCUGGACUGAUACCAAACUUGGGUAAGAGCGAUAUCAUAUACAGCAACGGCCCUCAUAUCGACGGCAUGCCACCCGACAUGCCUCCGCAUCCGGCGAAUUUGACACCGCUUCCCAUGAUACACUUGGCGCCAGCAGAUGACCCACGGAUGAGAGAGUUUAAUAGCAUACCUCGACCCAGACAAGAACCUACUGGGCAGCCAUUCCACGACCGUACUCAACCUAGCAGCACUGAUUUCAGCAAAAUUUUAAAUCAACAACGAGGUUAUCGUGCGAAAGGCUUGGAUGAACACUGGAAUAAAAAACGAGACACCCCUGUCUCCAGCCAAUCACCAGCCACUCAGGUAGACCCAACCCCAGGUGUUCCUCAACCGCUACAAUCACCGCAAUUAACAUCCAGUAUGCUUGCUCCCAAUCAGCACUCGAACGUCCUGGCUCAUCCGCAAAUGAUGACUCCCCAACAAUCCUAUUCCCAGCCCGCUUAUCAGCAAACUCCCAUAUCUCAAUCCCCGCUGCGCGGAAUGCCUCAAGGAAUGCGCCCUGAUCAGCUCCAGCAUCGCUCGUCCACCAUCUCCCUCACCUCUGCCGGCUCAAGUCAGGGUUCGCCAUACUCGUACUCCCAGGGUCAACAGCUGUGGGGUCAACCACCGCCACAGCUACAACCAUCUCCCCUCUCCACCUCCCAUACACUCAGCAUGUCACAGUACACCCCACAAAUUCAUCCGCAACAGCAACAGCAACAAUCUCCCUCACCCCACCUACAGAACACCCAACCCCACCACCAUUCCCAGUCUCCGCGCCACCAGCAUCGCCCUACACCUUCGCAGCUCCACUCACAGCCUCAACCAUCAUCCCAACAGCAGCAGCAGCAGCAACAACAACAACAACAGCAGCAGCAGCAGCAGCAACAGCAGCAACAACAAAAUCUUGCAGCCAUGGGCUACCCGGGCGUCUCGACGGCACAAGCAUAUUCUAAUAUGGCAGCCGCGCGCGCCAUGUACCCAUCGUCUCAAGGCCCUGCUGGCUCGCAGCAGUUUAUGUCCGGCCCCCACCAGCAACCGUCAGUGCUGGGGAUGGGCAUGGGGACCAGCGCACCGUUGCCGGGAUGGCCUAGUACGACGGCGGGAGGGCCGUUGCAGCCUGGUGGCCAGCAGCAGCCGGGGCAACCGCCUAGUGGAUGGCCGUCGACGUAUUAA